Messenger RNA from Vanessa atalanta (red admiral), 8487 nucleotides. RefSeq names its product GTPase-activating protein CdGAPr (gene CdGAPr). The record is from RefSeq and is a predicted model, not a curated record. The transcript has 21 exons. Gene Ontology annotation, biological process: small GTPase-mediated signal transduction. Lineage: Eukaryota; Metazoa; Arthropoda; Insecta; Lepidoptera; Nymphalidae. Gene Ontology annotation, molecular function: protein binding; GTPase activator activity. The coding region runs from base 521 to 5215 and encodes 1564 amino acids.
GUCAAACGGUUGUUGACUCGCGAGUGUAUCUCAAUUCUCAGACCUCUUCCUCGAUCGUCAAUAACAACAAAUUAAUGUCAAUAAUUCUUUUCGACGCAGAAUGCCGUGUUGUCAGUGAGUUAAAGUGAUUAUAUCAUUUUAAAGUAAUGCCUUACUAACUGUAUAUAGUCCGAUUUACGUACUCGGUUCUUUAAAACUGAAUUAUUGGUGCGUGAAUCGUAAAAUACAUCUUGUUUUGCUUUUCACGUCCUGUUUUUAAAAGUGCAACACACCUUUUCUUCGUUUUCGCGUUAUUGUAUCUGUUUCUUUUCCAAGAACUGGUAAAUAUUUUUUCCAUUAACAUUUUUGCUCCGAAAUAUUUUACGACAAUCGAAAUUAGGAAAGUGAAAAUACGUACAGUGCUGGUUUAUUAAAUAAAAAAUGUGUUUUGUGAAUGUGUGAUGGAUUUUCCGCAAAGGCGUGGUUAAAAUUACCCCCUGCAUAGAAGGGCUCCCCCCAGGGCUCCCCCCACGGCUCGGUGAUGUCGUGCCAGUCGCUGGCGGCGCGCGCGUUCGCCGAGCCAGACAAGGAUCCGCACUGCGCCUCGCGCGCCACCUUCCACAGAACGGUGCGCUUCAGUCCAGAUUCUAGAAGUCAAUCUAGAACUCCCAAUGACACUGAAUGCAAGCGAGAAACGUCAGGCUCGCUGUCGCUGAGCGCGCUGGCGGGCGCCAUGAGCCAGUCGGCGCCCGGCGCCGCGCAGGCCUUCGCGCUGCGGGACGCGUCGCCGCCCCCCUCGUGCCGCUUCCCCAAGCUGGAGGAGUGCGCGCACUUCCACUACGAGCGCGUGCGGCUGGGCGGCCUGCGCGUGUCGCUGGUGCCGUGCGACUCGCCCGCCGACUCGCCGAGCGAAGGCUGGGUGUGCCUGCGGGUGCGCUCGCACGUCAACGAGUCGCCGACGGCGUCGCGCGCGCUGUCGGCGAGCUGGACGGAGGCGAGCGACGUGCGCGAGUGGACGCUCACCCGCAACAAGGACAACUUCCUGCAGCUCGACGACAUACUGCACCGGUGUAUAUACGACCGUAAAGUGUCCGGGCUCCCGAACCUGAAGGACGCCAUGACGCCGGAGCUGCUGCAGGACGAGGACGAGUACAAGCAGCUCAUCUCGGACUACGUGCACCACCUGUCCAUCAUCGCGGACGACUCCAUCAACUGCGGGCCCGCUCUCAACUGGUUACAGAUGGACAAUAAGGGUCACAAGCUGCUCGUGUCGAACGAAGACUCGAGCUCCAUAAACACGCCCGCCGUCGCCGCCGCCUACUCCGUCCGGAAAUACGUGUCGCAGGCGCGGGACGAGAUCAGCUUCGAGGUCGGCGACAUGAUAUCUAUAAUCGACAUGCCAGGCCCGCAGGAGUCCACGUGGUGGCGCGGCAAGCGCGGCUUCCGGGUGGGCUUCUUCCCCCACCACUGCGUCGCCGUCAUCGGGGACAAGGUGCCGCGACACAUGACGCAGCCGCCCCCCAUCGUCGGGUCAGUAGCGGUCGCCCCGAUCAAGCCCGUCCUCAGGAAGCACGGCAAGCUGAUCUCGCUGUUCCGAAGCUUCAUCCUGUCCCGGCCGUCGAGGCGGAGUCUGAAGCAGCAGGGCAUCCUGCGGGAGAGGGUGUUCGGCUGCGACCUGGGCGAGCACCUGCUGAACUGCGGACACGACGUGCCGCAGGUGCUGGCCGAGUGCGCCAGCGGCAUCGAGCGGCGCGGCGCCGUGGACGGCGUGUACCGGCUGUCGGGCGGCGCGGCGCUCACGCAGCGCCUGCGCGCCGCCUUCGACGCGGGCGCGCGCGUGGACCUGGCGCCCGCGCUGCAGCGCGACCCGCACGCGCUGGCCUCGCUGCUCAAGAUGUACUUCCGCGAGCUGCCCAACCCGCUGUGCACCUACCAGCUGUACGACGCCUUCGUGCGCGCCGUGCAGGCGCCCGAGGAGCUGCGCCUGCGCGCCGUGCGCGACACCGUGGUCAAGCUGCCGCCGCCGCACUACCGCACGCUGGCCUACCUGGCGCGCCACCUGCGCCGCGUGUCGCUGCUGAGCGCCUCCACCGGCAUGACGGCGCGCAACAUGGCCAUCGUGUGGGCGCCCAACCUGCUGCGCUCGCCCGAGCCGCAGCACGCGCUGCAGGGCGUGGCCGUGCAGGCCGUGGUCACCGAGUUCCUCAUCUGCUACGCCGAGGAGCUGUUCGCGCAGGAGCAGGGCGCCGACUCGGGGCCCAGCUCGCUCGAGCAGGACUGCUACGACUCUCAUGUGGAGCUGAGGUGUCUCAACGAAAUAAGCAGGCGGCCGAAGAGCCUGCCUCUCAAUCCUCCCACCAAGCUGUUGAGCCUGGAGGAAGCCCGUCGCCGCGGUCGGGAGAUCAUCCCCCCCACUCUGCGACCCGCCGGACACGUGCCGCCCAAGUAUAUUGAGGUGGGGUCGGGUCCGAACAACCUACCGCAGUACCACACGAUACUGGAUCUACCCGUGCCAGGCUCCAAGCGCGCCCUGAAGCGCUCCCCGUCCGGCUGGCGCGGCCUCUUCAGCCGCAGCAAGCGGCCGCCCAGCGCGCCGCCCGCGCCCCCCGCGCCCGUAAGCCGCACGCACAAACACACGCCCACGCACACACACACGAGCUCGCGCACUGACCGCCGCUGCCCGCAGGCGCCGUGCCCGGCGGCGCUGCGGCCCGCCAAGUCGUGCGAGUCGCUGACGUCGGAGUCGGACGCGCUGCCGCCGCUGGCCGCCGCCGCCGCGCCGCUCAAGCAGCACACGCGCUCCGCCUCGUGCGACUCGUACUUCGAGCCGUGGCAGGCCGAGCUGGCCGGCAUGCGCCUGCGCCUGUCGCCGCAGGAGCGCGACCGCAACAUGUUCAGCGAGGAGGACGACGCCGCCGCGCUGGCGCCCAGCCCGCCCGACUCCGCGCCCGCCAGCGCCGCCGCCUCGCCGCGCCGCCCCGACGCCGACCCCGCCGAGAGGAAGCGAGCCGCGCUGGCGAGGCUGGAGGCGCAGGUGGCGCAGCUCGGGUACAUCGACGGCGACGCCGACGCCGCCGCCGACGGCCAGCCCGCCAAGAGAAUAUGCAAAGAUCGAGACAGUCCGCUGUCGUCGACCUCCGACUUCCAAACCUCCCUGACGAACGUGAAGCUCAGAGAUCGAAACUCGCCGAGGAAACAAAAAAACACAUCACGGUACAGCGGCUUACACAAUCCGGUUCUGACCGAUCCGGACAAGCCUCUAUCGCGACUGACGUGGCACGGGAAGGACGGGCAUUCCACGCUGAUCAAGAUCGACUGGCCGGCCGAGAACUCGUCCGUCAGCAACUUGACGACCAGCACCGUCAACUCGACGCCGGUGACGCCGGUCACUCCGGUCUACGACCCGCUCGAGAGCGACUCGGAGGUCAGCGAAAACAAACACACGAUUACGAUCAAGAGUAGCGAUUGUAACAAUUGCGACGAGGAGAAGUGUCUCAAGUGCGAACUGAAAGCCACAGACUACGAGAACAUGAAGGAAAUGGCGCGCGACUACUCCGAGCACAACCUGCACGACAGUCUGGAGCCCAGCCCGCUACACUCGACCGACAUCAGCUACCAGAACCUCAACAGGCUGUCGGCCGUGUCGACGUCCUCCAACUCGGAGCAGCACUCCCACAAGAAAGAGGGUGACGUCAUGAAAGUGAUGACGUCCUCGCACGAGAGCUCGUCGAGCUACUCCAACGUUAGUUACAAACAAGAUGAGUUGUACGAGUGCUACAACUUCACGAGACCCAAUUACAUCAAUCUCUCGUCGAGUACGUCCAAGAGCUCGCCCGGGAGCCCUUUGAAGAGUCCGAUAAAAUCAACGAUCAGUAUAACGUUCAGAUCUCCCGUCAAGACUAAAACUCCCGACUACGAACCGAUAGGAAAUAGCGAGACUCCGACCAAUGAGAGGGAUUCGGUGUACGAAGAUAUAGAUUUGGAGAAAAAUCUAUCCAUAGUCGAGGAUGCCAGUGUCCCGCAGACGGACGCGAGUCUGCCGACGCAACAGGCGUGUCAGCCGGAAGACUUCGACCACGAUCUCAUCAUACUCGAAACUCCGACUGAAUCCAAUGUGGACAACGGCGUAGGUGUGUACAGCCAGGUUAAGUUCUUCAAGAAAAGCAUAGAGGAAGUUAACGCUAUGAUACUAGAAACGCCCGAGAGAGAGACGGAAUAUGAAAAUGUAGCGUUUGCGGAAACGAGACAACGCGAAUACGAAAAUAUAAAUGUUGAUACUCUUAAAAUCUGUGAUAAAGUAGAAAUAAGUAGUGUAGAUACAGGGGAAAACGAAUCUUUGGAGAGAGAAAAUGGUAAUGUCAUAAAGCCGAGAAUCGCCACAAAGAACUUAAACGUCAGAGAGCUGGCGAUACGGUUUGAAAGCCCAACGGAGCAAAAGGGACCGUUCACGUUCGAUAAAUUUAAGACCGACGUGAAGUACCCCACCUUAGAGCGAAAGGACGACAAACGAGAGGCGAGGAAGAAAGAGACAAAAAAUCCUCCGCCCAUUUCACCGAAAACUUACAAAUUAACGAAAAAUUCGAAUGCUAGAUCGCUGGACGAAAACGCAUUCAUUAAAGAAUUCGGUAACGAUAAGGACAGGCGAAGGAGCAUGGAGGUGAAAGACGUCAAGCGACAGUCGAAGUACUUCCCAGACCUUAAUUUGAACAUGGAGGAAUCGGAGACGAAACUAGAAAGCAUAACACCCACUACGGAAAAUAAAUUAUCUCUGAUACAGAGAUUUGACGUCCAAAAGCCAACCGAUUUGAAGAAUAUAAUAGGCUUUGACACGGAGAAGAAAUUAAGUCGGGAAAGAAUCGAAAAAUAUAAGGAGGAGAGGAGGAAUUUCCUCAGGGAGAAGUACAGCUCCCAAUCGUUCAGAAGUAAUCCCGAGCAGUUGACUCGCAUCAAACUAAAAAAAGACGAUAAGAAUGACUGUGAGAGGUUAAAAGAAGACCUGCCCAAGUUCGAACGGAGGAACACCGUCGACCUCGGGCAGAGGAUGCGCUUUUCCCUAGCCAGGAGUGCGAACAACCUGGACACCAUACCGUCCCCCGUGAGCCCUAGUGACGAGCUGCCUCGGAAUGGCGAGGCGAGUGAACGGGGCCGAGACGAGAGGAGAGAAAAAAUUUCACCUUCAUACAACAUUCGCGACAUGGCCGCCAUUUUCGAGCAGAAAUCACAAAGCAACGGUUGACGCUCGCACCGUUAUAACGUGUAACGUCAACCGUUAUAACGUUACGAAAUAACAAUAAUCCCGUUGCGAGUGAAACCGUUAUUACUUAAGUUAUUUGAAAUCGUUUUUAUUGGAAGGCUUUUUGAAAAUGUAAUGUGUUUAAUGUUGGAUAAGAUUAAUUAUUUACUUAUAAUCGAAUUAGCUGAAUUUGUCAACGAAUUGUCGUCAGUGUACCGCACAUAGUAAAAUAAAUUCGAUCGUUAAAAGGUUUGGUGUUAUUGUGCCGAUAAUAUACUAAGAGUCACGGGUCCGUUUGUUAAUUACGAGUUCGUUUGUAAACGCUGAUUGCAUUGUUACUUUUGGCUAAAUUUUAUUAAUUAAUUCUAAAGUAAAUAAAAAACUCAAGAGAAUAAUACGUCUAGCUCAAACGCCACCAUUCCGUGUCAACAAAGUUGUAUUCAUCAUACAUAAGAACUAUUUACAUUCAAAACUUAAUAAAUACAUAUACAGAUGAAAUGUUAAAGAUAACUGUACGAAUGGUGACAGCGAUGGAUGGCGGCAGAGUGCUAGCAACGUUACGUCAUUUCGAGAUCGCAGAUCUGAAUGUAUACUGUGAAUGGCCAUACUGAAUAUAAUUAUGUUUCUCGUGUAAUAAACUUGGAAGCUUAGGGAUCGUUGUUUGUUAUUAUUAUUUAUUUUUUAAACUAUAGUUUUAAUAUUUGACUCGAGAAAAUACUGCAUUACAAUACUGGUUCGGUGUCGCCAACUCUUGUAUCAUUUGUUUCUAAUUAUAAUCAAUGAAAAAGAAACGAGUACUGUAAUUAUUAAUUAAUUUUGUCAUUGGAAGACGUUGAAUCGGUCACAGGUAAUAUUAAAAUUAAAACACAGUGGCCGAUACAACAAACAGCAACAAUAUUCAGCGUAAGCGAAUUUUCAUUGUCCUUGAGACAAGUUUCAUUAAAAUAUAAUCCUCACUAUAGUUGUCUUUCGAUUACUAAAGAUAAAUUAAUUUUUGUUUUUUUUUUUUUUGAUCGCAUUGCACAUCGAGGAUAAAUUAAGUCAAAAAUAAAUAAAAUAAACGGUCAACAUUAGUCAGUAAUGAGUGACAAUUACAUUUCCGCGUUGACUUUGUCUCAUUUAGACGGAACGGUCAGUUCGAUCUCGUUUUUAUUAACGUUACCUUUAGAACUGUCGAGUGAUGCAGUGUUUUCUCUCGAAGUCGGUAACGAAACAUCACGACUCUAGUAUUAUUAAUGGUUAUGCUAUUAUUCUAUGAAUAGUUGUGUUAUGUGUUGUGAACAUUUGAAUCUCUUUUAUUUUACAAUUUCGGAAAAGUAUUCGAAUAGAAGCCUGACGUCACGGCGACUGCGAGGGUGCACGCGGACGAUGCAUUACAAGCACGAGGGGAAAAAAUAUUAUUCAAUUUCCAUACAAAUUGUUCGUCAUGUCUUCAGAAAUAACUGUUUCUGCUAAAACAAUAAUAUAUUAAUUUAUAAUACUUCUUAUAAAAUGUAAAAUAUUCUUAGCAAUGAAUUAUUUUUAUCUCCAGCACCUUAAAGUCAACUAGAUAAACAUAUUUAUCUGUAGACUCAUUAUUUCAUAUAGCAACACUACGAGUAUUAAUGAGAAACGCCGUGUUGCCAUAUUACAAUUUGCAUUUAUUGUUUUACAAGGAUCGAUUUUCUAUAAACUAACGUUGAAUUUUAAAAUACAAGACGAAUUUUAUUAAGAAUAUAUAUUAAGUUCAAUAAUAAUGACAAAUGGACAAAUUUAUAUUAAUAAAAAAUAAGAAUCAUAGAUUUGAAAUUUAAUUCUUGAUAAUACAAUACCAGUAGGGGAGUUCUCUCGCUGGCAACCGUAUCGAUUAGAUAUGAAAAGUUUUAUGAAAUAAUAAAUUUAAGACAAUAACAUGAAUUGAUUGUAAAUCGCAUUGUUCUUCUCCGACAGUUCACCCGAAAUGUUUCAAUAUUCUUAUAAAAAGCUUUUGACGUUUUGUAAUAUACUCGAGAAUUUACUGAACGGCUUAAAAGAAAUUCUUCUGUGUUUUUUAAACCACAACACGUAAUACGAACGACACGGUGGAAUAUUUUGUCGUCAAAUUAGUAUUUAUUAUCUGAAAACGUCUGUACGUAUUACAAACAGUGCUCGAUUCGCUUCACACAACCUCUAAACUAAUUUGAUAUUACGAAAACUUCUGCUGUCUCGUUUUAACCGCACACGUUAGAAAGAGAUAACCAAUAUUGACAAAUUAUUUUAGAGAUUGUGUGAAGUUAAUUGAGCAAAAACUUCGUUGUUUUAAAGGAUUUCUUUUAAGCCAUUGUAAUAAAUCUCUUCUUAAAUAUAACAGACUGUAAAUCUGCCAAAUGUAUGUAAUAUUUCCUGCAUUUUGUAAAUUGUUGUGUAUUUGUGGAAAAAUAAUGUGUUUGACCAAACAAUCGACUCAACGAUGAGUCUUUUUAGGUAACAAGUAUCAGUUAUAAUAAAGCGUGAGAUUUUAUAGCUUAAUAUUAUUAUCAAAACUUGAAAACGUUGGGUCUAAAGUCUGGCCGGUGAGAUGAGGCCUUGAGUUGUUCACUUGUAAAAAUAGAGAUUUAGUAUUUAUUAAAAAAUAUAAAUCUGUCGCUAAAUUACAACAUUUAUUGUUAGUUGACCAAUUUGUGUUAAAUGAUGUUAGUUGUUAGUACGGCAAAUUGAAGAUAGGAAUCUUUUUGGAUACAAUUUUUGGACAUCUCAAAGAUACAACGCGUUCUCUCAGCGGCCGGACCAGCUUACUAAUCCUAACCCCGCGAGUAAAUUUAUUGAAAAAAGGGACGUCACAUUGCGUUAUGAGGUAACAAUGGUCAUUCUCAUUAUAUUUCCAAAUAUAUAAAGAUCUUCUAAGGUUCUUCAUUGUAUCCAUUUCUCAUAAGCGUAACUUAACGUAAGGGUAUUUGUAAAAUAUAACGAGCGCGGCCCUCGAACUGCAUUUGGGACGAAUAUGUGAUUUUACAAAUUGGGACCACAAGCCGAGGUCGCUGGAUCUGCUGUCCUUUGUCGUGUUAGAAUAUAGAAGUUAUCUUCAAUAGUCAGCCAGUGGAAUGUGGAAGUUCAACAGCAAGUUCAAGUUAGUUUUAACCAAAUGCAGUCUCGUGUUGUAAUUAUACAAACUGAGCUUUAAGCGACUCCUCGGAGCUUUGCUGUAUUUAUAAAGUGUAAUUUAUUAUGUGAUGUUUAAUGAAAAAAUUCUACCGGCUUGUACCCUAGAGUAGCGAACGAAAUUGAAUAUACACAAUAAAAACGUAUUAUUGAAAUUA